This is a messenger RNA of Hippopotamus amphibius kiboko, 3004 nucleotides long. It is a transcript of the gene ZFYVE1, whose product is annotated as zinc finger FYVE-type containing 1. NCBI's taxonomy places the organism in Eukaryota, Metazoa, Chordata, Mammalia, Artiodactyla, Hippopotamidae. The coding region runs from base 636 to 2999 and encodes 787 amino acids. Gene Ontology annotation, molecular function: metal ion binding. The record is from RefSeq and is a predicted model, not a curated record. The transcript has 12 exons.
GCCUUCCUGUUAGUCCGAGCAGGGAGAAGUUCACUCCGAUCAGCUGAUCCUAACUGACAACAGGAGAGGAGGAAGCCCGGGAGGCAGCGAAGGAGGAGGGGGCGGAGAUGGAGAUGAGGAUGGAUCCACCGGUGCCCUGAGGAACAGCCCCCGCCCCCACCGGCGCCCCGUGGUCCCCCGACGUCGCCUCGCCGCAGCAGAGUUGCUUCGUGGUAUCCCCUGAAAUAUUGACUUGAGGUUGGAUAAUAUUGAAAAGCUCCUGACCACUCUCUUUCAUUACCAAAACCUUGUGGCUGAGAUCCCACUCAUGAGCCCACCUCAGUGAACCCAUCAGAUCUUUCUCAGAUAGCCAUAAAAGACCCAUUCAAGUUAAUUUUGACCACAGAUUUGCCUGCACUUUAUGGAGGAUGAAACUGUCAUACCAAAUCAACGUUGCUGCUGAUUCAGGAGUCUUAGAGGCAGAAAAUUAAGUAUUCAAAUAUUUGUGAGUGUGUGAAGAAUUCUAAUAGGACAUCGACCGUUUUUAAAAAGAAAAAAAAUUUUUUUAGGGUGUUGAGAACCCUGUGGAAGUUGUGCUCAGUCUUCAGACUCAACGCCUUUGUCUUCACUUCUGGGGAAAGCCCAGAUACCGUUAUAUGGUAGGUGAUUUCCUUCCCUGUCUCAAUAUGAGUGCCCAGACUUCCCCAGCAGAGAAGGGCCUGAACCCGGGGCUGCUGUGUCAGGAAAGUUACACCUGCAGCGGGACUGAUGAAGCUGUCUUCGAGUGUGACGAGUGCUGUAGUCUGCAGUGUCUCCGUUGCGAGGAGGAGCUCCAUAGGCAGGAGCGCCUUAGAAACCACGAGCGGAUCAGACUCAAAGCUGGCCACGUCCCUUACUGUGAUCCCUGCAAGGGCCCCAAUGGGCAUUCUCCAGGUAUGAAGCAGAGGGCAGUCGUGAGGUGCCAGACCUGUAAAAUCAACUUGUGCCUGGAGUGCCAGAAGAGGACUCAUUCUGGGGGUAACAAAAGGAGGCACCCUGUCACCGUGUACCACGUCGCUAAGGUCCAGGAGUUGCUGGAGGAAGAAGGGAUGGAUGAGGAGACCAAGAGGAAGAAGAUGACUGAGAAGGUUGUGAGUUUCCUCCUAGUAGAUGAAAAUGAAGAAAUUCAGGUGACGAAUGAAGAGGACUUUAUCAGGAAAUUGGACUGCAAACCUGAUCAGCAUCUGAAAGUGGUUUCCAUUUUUGGAAAUACUGGGGAUGGGAAGUCUCAUACCCUCAACCACACUUUCUUUUAUGGCCGGGAAGUCUUCAAAACCUCCCCUGCCCAGGAGUCCUGCACUGUGGGAGUGUGGGCAGCUUAUGACCCAGUCCACAGAGUAGCAGUGAUAGACACAGAAGGUCUCUUGGGGGCCACAGUGAAUCUAAGCCAGAGAACACGGCUGCUGCUUAAGGUCCUGGCCAUCUCAGACCUCGUCAUCUAUCGAACUCAUGCAGACCGACUGCACAAUGACCUCUUCAAGUUCCUUGGGGACGCCUCAGAAGCUUAUCUGAAGCACUUCACCAAGGAGCUCAAGGCUACCACUGCCCGCUGUGGCCUGGAUGUCCCCCUGUCCACCCUGGGCCCUGCUGUUAUCAUUUUCCACGAGACUGUGCACACCCAGCUGCUGGGCUCUGAUCACCCUUCUGAGGUGCCUGAGAAGCUUAUCCAGGACCGGUUCCGGAAACUGGGCCGCUUCCCUGAAGCCUUCAGUUCUAUUCACUACAAGGGAACGAGGACGUACAACCCUCCCACGGACUUUUCUGGUCUUCGACGUGCUUUGGAGCAGCAACUGGAGAACAACACCACCCGUUCUCCCCGGCACCCGGGGGUCAUCUUCAAAGCCCUGAAGGCCCUGAGUGACCGCUUCAGCGGUGAGAUCCCUGAUGACCAGAUGGCGCACAGCUCUUUCUUUCCAGAUGAGUACUUCACCUGCUCUGCCCUGUGCCUCAGCUGCGGGGCUGGAUGUAAGAACAGUAUGAAUCAUGGGAAAGAAGGAGUACCUCAUGAAGCCAGCAGCCGCUGCAGAUACUCCCACCAGUACGACAACCGGGUUUUUACCUGCAAGGCCUGUUACGAGAGAGGUAAUGAAGUCAGCGUGGUGCCCAAGACGGCUGCUUCCACCGACUCCCCCUGGAUGGGUCUCGCAAAAUAUGCCUGGUCUGGGUAUGUAAUUGAAUGUCCCACCUGUGGCGUGGUCUAUCGUAGCCGGCAGUACUGGUUUGGGAACCAAGAUCCUGUGGAUACGGUGGUGCGGACAGAGAUUGUGCAUGUGUGGCCUGGAACUGAUGGAUUUCUGAAGGACAACAACAAUGCUGCCCAGCGCCUGUUGGAUGGGAUGAACUUCAUGGCUCAGUCGGUGUCUGAGCUUAGCCUCGGGCCCACCAAGGCUGUGACGUCCUGGCUGACAGACCAGAUCGCCCCCGCCUACUGGAGGCCCAACUCCCAGAUCCUGAGCUGCAACAAGUGCGCUACAUCCUUCAAAGAUAACGACACCAAGCAUCACUGCCGGGCCUGUGGCGAGGGCUUCUGUGACAGCUGUUCAUCCAAGACCCGGCCAGUGCCCGAGCGGGGCUGGGGCCCUGCGCCCGUGCGGGUGUGUGACAACUGCUAUGAAGCCAGGAAUUCCCAGUUAGAUGUUGCUGAGGCACAGGCGGACGAUGAAGGCGGGACGCUGAUUGCUCGGAAGGUGGGCGAGGCCGUGCAGAACACUUUGGGAGCCGUGGUGACAGCCAUUGACAUACCACUAGGUCUGGUGAAGGAUGCGGCCAGGCCGGCGUACUGGGUACCGGACCAUGAGAUCCUGCACUGCCACAACUGCCGGAAGGAGUUCAGCGUCAAGCUUUCCAAGCACCACUGCCGGGCCUGCGGACAGGGCUUCUGUGACGAGUGUUCCCAUGACCGCCGGGCUGUCCCCUCUCGAGGCUGGGACCAUCCUGUCCGAGUCUGCUUUAACUGCAAUAAAAAGCCUGGUGACCUUUAACCCCA